This is a messenger RNA of Dendrobium catenatum, 529 nucleotides long. RefSeq names its product cytochrome c6, chloroplastic. The record is from RefSeq and is a predicted model, not a curated record. Gene Ontology annotation, molecular function: iron ion binding; heme binding; electron transfer activity. Lineage: Eukaryota; Viridiplantae; Streptophyta; Magnoliopsida; Asparagales; Orchidaceae.
CCUCAUUUUCCCAGCCAGAAUUUCCAAAGGGAUCAGCACUAUUUCAGAAGGCCUGCAUUGGCUGCCAUGAUAUGGGAGGAAACAUCCUCCAACCAGGUGCCACUCUUUUUAUGAAAGAUCUUCAAAGGAAUGGAUUGGUAACAGAAGAGGAGAUAAACAACAUUACAUAUUAUGGCAAAGGAAGAAUGCCAGGUUUUGGGGAGAAAUGCACACCAAGAGGGCAAUGCACAUUCGGGCCUCGGCUUGAAGAGGAAGAGAUCAAGCAGCUUGCUGAGUUUGUGAAAUUACAAGCUGAAAGAGGGUGGCCAAAUGUUGAAACCUAUGGAGAUUGACACCUUCAAUGGAGAACUAACCACAGCUUUUAGAUAAGUAGCCAAAGGAGAUCAUUAGUGUAAUUUGAAUGAAGUGAUAUAGUGAAUACUGUUGUGGAAUUGUUAUAUUGACUACCUGCAAAGAAGCUAGUAAGUAAAUUCUGCAUGCUUAUCUAUCUGCUUGUGAAUCACUAUAAAACACUCUAUUGGAUUCAAUA